CGAAAAAUGGAGAAAUCAAGUUGAAGUUAUUGUUCUGUGCUACAGAUACUACGUACCCGUAUUGUGGAAAAUAACAGAAAGUUCUAAGAGCUGAUGGAAUCGGUGUAAACCAAAUACUCUGCGACACCAAUGAGUGGAAAUCAUUACCGGCACUAUUUUCAUUUUGGAUAUUAAAGCCAAGAAUAUCUCCUGAAAUAUCAUGGGCCUUUUUACCAAGCUCUUUGGUGAAUCAUUUUCCCAUAAGUUUUGUUGUCCUCCACUCCUCCAAAACUUAGAUCUAAGUGAAAAUUCAAUUAGCUGCCUACCAGCGUGGGUCAAGAGUCUCCCUCAGCUCCGAAACCUCAGCGUCCAGUCCUGUAAGAUGCUCAAGUCGCUUACUGGGAUUCCAAGUUGCAUUACGGAAUUGUCCAUACAAGGUUGCUCAUCCUUGGAGAGGAUGACAUACCACUCAAUCCUACACAAAUGUAAAUUGGUUGUUGAUGAUGAAUGGGGUAGUCUGGUUCUGAUUGAGGGGGGAUUUAAGUUAGAAGAUCUAGAAAAUGCUGGUGCCCAGAUACUUGGACGUUUUGGUCUGGAUGUUGAAAGAAUGGAAAAUGUUGUGUUUAAAAUGGAACAUUUCUUGGGUUCCGAGGAUAAAAUGCUUCCACUUCAGGGUUUGUACGAGCAUGGAGUGUUUAGCACUUUUCUUCCAGGAAACAGGAUACCUAGCUGGUUCAUAAGUGGGAAAGAUACUGAUGCCAUAAGUUUUAUCAUAUCUGCGUCGUCUCUCAACAACAACGUAGUCCGAGGCCUAUCCAUCGCGGUUGUGCAUACAUGUUCUGAACAUCAAAAGCACUCAAGAGCCUACUGGUGUACGUAACCAAGAGAGUAUUGUACACAAUAGGACUAAAGAUAUGCAGUGGGUCCACACUCCAACGAUUUUCGGCAUGCCAGAAGGUAGGGAAGAGAUGACAUGGUUAAGACACUGGGAAUUCGGAAAUCUGUUAGAAGCUGGGGAUGAAAUUUCCAUAGCAGUGAGUUUGAGUCGCCUGAAGGUAAAGGAAUUUGGAGUGGAACUUGUGUGUGACGACCAAGUGCUGAGUGAUCCAUCAAACUGCCUAGUUGUAAGCCGAGUUCCCUUGAUCGUUCCUGGAGACAUAUCACAGCCUGGUGUUGUGCAUAGAAUAGGAGGCUACUGAAUCAACUAGGAUCUUUUCCUUCAUCAAUCUCACUUCAAAUAGUAGUAGUAAUAUUUUGAAAAAAAAAAUGCGUAUGUAGUUGGGAAUUCUAAAGCAAUGUACGCUUCUUCUUUUUCUUCAUAGUGAAAAACUCUCUUGCUUUUGCUUAGAGAAUUGGGCCUAGUCGAAUCUCGUUAAAUCAUUGUGUUAUUUUUCUUCUCAUUUUCUUUGUUUAUGGUUGUAUGCUACUGAAUCCAAAGAAUUAUGUACGCCCAAACGGCUCUCUAAAUGGAGCAAGAAGUUCUCUCGACGAAUGUUUUAU
Capsicum annuum is the source of this 1479-nucleotide messenger RNA. RefSeq lists its product as uncharacterized. Bases 200 to 859 code for a protein of 219 amino acids. The transcript has 2 exons. Lineage: Eukaryota; Viridiplantae; Streptophyta; Magnoliopsida; Solanales; Solanaceae. The record is from RefSeq and is a predicted model, not a curated record.